AUGCUACAAUACGAACAACAGCGUGCUGUCGGAUACCCGACGUUCCCCGGCAAUAUCGAAGCGCUCUCCAUUCUGUCCAGCUCGCCGGAGCGAUCGAACGAAUCCACGCCUAGAAACACUGCCACUCCAGUUUCACCACCGCCAACGACAACACAAAGUUCAGAAACAUCAUCACACUCUUCGAGGCAGAAGCGGAGACAAACGCUGGCCGCGUGCCGUCCUUGUAGGAAACGCAAAUCAAGGUGUGACGGUGCUCGUCCUAGAUGCAACACGUGCUUAGAUAAGGCGACGCCUUGCGUAUACUCUGUCGAAGAGGGCAAGACACAACAACAAGCUUCGAGAGAGGAACUCAAGGCAUAUAGAGCGGUUGUGUGCAUGCUGCGAAAGGCUUCACCGGCCGAUACAGAUGUGAUACUCAAGCAUCUCAAACAGCACGACGACGUCAACGAUGCUGUCAAGCACAUACAAUCAGAAAUGAUGCUGCGUGGUGGUGUAAUUUCUAAUCAGGCAUGA
Molecule: messenger RNA, 513 nt
Organism: Aureobasidium subglaciale EXF-2481
Lineage: Eukaryota; Fungi; Ascomycota; Dothideomycetes; Dothideales; Saccotheciaceae
Exons: 2
Coding region: 1-513 (170 amino acids)
Biological process (GO): regulation of DNA-templated transcription
Molecular function (GO): DNA-binding transcription factor activity, RNA polymerase II-specific; zinc ion binding
Source: RefSeq, a predicted model, not a curated record